CUUGGUACAUUAAAUGUUAACACGCAUGAUACAGACGACGACAUAAUUUCCAAGAAAUCGCUGCAGGCAGUGAAGCAAAUUAUAAAUUUCCUGAAAGAACAUGCUAGGGAGGAAGGUUUGUUUCGGCGUGCUGGACGCAGUGACCUCAGAAGACGAAUCCUGAAUUCAUUGAAGAAAGGUGAGAGACCACAUCUGGACGACAACAACGUGGCCCUUGAAUGUGCGGCAGCGUUGCAGCUCUUCUUGGGUCACCUAAAAAAACCUGUGAUGCCUCGACACGUCCAGCAGCUUCUUCUGGCUGACAAUCCUGGCGUGACCGCCCACGUGAUCGCGAGGGAUGCCUGGGGUUUAAUACGACAGGACGUCGGUGGUCGUCACGGAGAACUUCUGGCACGACUUCUUGAUCUACUGAGGCACUUGACCCUCUCCGGUCCUCCGUCGGAGAGGACGGAACUACGUGGUUCGCCACUUCCCAUCGCGCUGCUUCCAGUCUUUUUCACUUUAACGCCAGCUGACUUGGUAAAAUGGAAGCAAGUAGCCGCCAGAUUCAGCGAAUUAAUUACCGAAGCCUCUGUGCAACUGCAAUUGAAUGAAAAUCGAUCCCAUGGCGUAGAAUCCAUGGGUGGUUCUAGUGGAAACAGCGUUGGUAGCAUAAGAAACCAAGCCACCGUUACAGUCUGAGGAACAAGAUUAAUUUAAGGACAAUCGUAUGACAAUGAUGAAAGAAAACUACAAUAAACAAUUGGUUUAUUCGUUGCUUCAACCAUUAUUUAUGUUUUCAGGAAUGAACAUUUAUAAAUAAAUGUGCGCGAAACUUUCUAAGAAACGUGGAACUAAAUAAUGCGUUCAAGCUCUUUAAAACCUGUGCAUAUUGUCAUGUAUUAGGUGUAGAAAUUUAUACUUAUAUUAUAUAUUUAAACUUCUAGUCAGUCUUAUUAGUUAUGUAACGGUAAGUCUAUGAUAGAAACAAGUGAAGCAGAAAGUGUCUCGCGAAAUAGAGACACCAAAUAAUUGUCCCCUUCGCGGAAUAGAAAAGCAGGGUCUUUGGAUAUUUGAAUUUUAAUUUGAAAUUUAUUCAGACGCCCAUUUGGAUUUUAGGUCAGGUCAAAUAGUUCAAGAUUUACAAUUCAAAUCGAUAGUGCCAGUAUUAACUGAGAUUAGUUCCAAUGUACGAGAUGUCCUGAAAUGUAACAAGCUAUCUUCUCAGAGAGCAAUGAAGAUACCGUCUUUAGUUUUGCUGUAGUUAAAUGACACAAGAAGAUUAAUGUUUCAGCACCGUAAAACUAUAUUUUAGAUUUUAUAUUAGGAAGAAAAAAGAGGCCUCCUACAUCACAGUAUACUUUUACAAAAUUUACGUAAUCUAUAUUAUUGCAAUCAUUGUGAUAUUAAAAUUAAUCUGGGAAAACUGUAUUCGAGUUUUUAUCAAAAUAACUUUUCGUUAAACUCGGCUUCAAAUCUGGCGCCAUUGGUAAGUUUUAGUGGCGCCAUCGGUGGGAAAACGCCCAAGUUUGUAG
This is a messenger RNA of Hylaeus anthracinus, 1514 nucleotides long. RefSeq lists its product as uncharacterized. Gene Ontology annotation, biological process: signal transduction. The annotation marks the transcript as partial. Lineage: Eukaryota; Metazoa; Arthropoda; Insecta; Hymenoptera; Colletidae. The record is from RefSeq and is a predicted model, not a curated record. The transcript has 5 exons.